CAUACAGCUGCUUUGUUAAAGCAACAUGGGACUUCAGUGGACUAACUGGUAGAUAUUGGGCUGUAUGACAAGUAUUGCUCGACACCAGUCAUAAUUCAAUCCUUCAAAACAUCUAGUGAAGAAAAUCUACUUUUAUGAUGAAAGUAACCAUAGAGAUAAUUACACCGGAAGUCACAGUUUUGUCUCAUUUCUCAUACGGAAGUGGGCGUGAAUAACAACCACAUUCAGCAGCAUCACAUCACAGUAGACGUCCUGUAAUUAAUCACUGCAACCUAUUCAUUUCGGACUUAAAUAUAUGCAGAUCAACUUUAUUUCAUCUUUAUCUCAGCGAGAUACAAGAUCUUUAUAUAUUUCCAGCUGUUAAGAGCCCUUGGAAAUAUGAGCCAAACGUCAGAGCCUUCAGCCGAUGCUGCUGUGACUGAAGCUCCAGUUUCUCAAUCUGAAACCAAGCAAUCAACAGCAGGGAAGAAACAGAACAAAAAGAAAGUGGAAGAAGUCGUGGAAGAAGAAGAAGAGGAGUAUGUCGUGGAGAAGGUCCUGGAUCGGCGUGUGGUGAAGGGAAGAGUGGAGUAUCUGCUCAAGUGGAAAGGCUUUUCUGAUGAGGACAACACUUGGGAACCAGAGGACAACCUGGACUGUCCUGACCUCAUAGCAGAAUUCCUUCAGUCGCAGAAAUCGGCUGAAUCUGGAGGCAAGAGGCGGGCCGAUUCAGACGGAGAUGGAAAAGAGACCAAAAAGCGCAAGGAUGAGCCUGAGAAACUCAGAGGUUUUGCACGUGGUUUGGAUCCUGAGAGGAUUAUUGGUGCUACAGACUCAAGUGGAGAACUCAUGUUCCUCAUGAAAUGGAAAAACUCUGAUGAAGCUGAUCUAGUACCAGCCAAGGAGGCGAAUGUAAAGUGUCCACAAGUGGUCAUCUCCUUUUACGAGGAACGCCUCACCUGGCAUUCAUACCCCACUGAAGAGGAAGAGAAGAAGGAUGACAAAAAUUAGAUGACAAAAAAAAAGAUGUAAGGGACAGUCGAUAUCAGUCGUGGCCAUUGAUAAGCUUUUUUUUUUUUUUUUUUUUUUUUUUUUAAGAUGGCAAAAAAAAAUUGUCAGAAACAAAUUUGUAAAAAGCCACAGUAUAAACUGUAAUCUACAUAGGUUUCAGCGUAUUUUAGUUCUGGCACCAUUACCAUAGGUGAAGCGAAUAGAACACUAGAAAGGUGACUUUGCACCUUUAACAUACUCUUCAUGCUUUCUAUUGACAAAAACAUUCGAAUCAUGUUCAAUUCACACAACAUAUUGAAAGAGCAUCACAGUCUGGUAUUCAUACAUGUGAAAUAUUGUUCUUUACAUGUUAGAAAUGCCCCCUACCCUGUGUAGAUUACAGUGUUUACUCUAUCAUACUGGGUCGGUUUCAUUUGAUGCUGUAGCUGUCUCUAAAAAUGUCCUGAUGUAUUCCAUGAUCCUCAAUUUUAUGUAUAUAUAACUAAUGUUAAAAUAUUACUGCCUUAACAGAUUAUUAAGAAAAUGUCAAUUUUAUACAUCUGUCAAUGCAGGUGGUCAUUGAAUGCAUGACUGUAUCUAUCUAGGCCCAUGGAAAAAGAGGUUUAAUAUAUAGGCCUUAUUAAAUGUUUGGAACUGGCUUUGAUUUGAUACGAUUGGUUUUAUAAAGACAUGCCAGCAGCUGUUACUCUUCAGUGUUUAUUUGCCCAUGAACUAUUACGUGUCUGGUCUUACCAUAGGUGCUAUUUGUUGUGAGUGAGCCCCAUAGGAUAUUAACAGUCUUUCUUGACAUUGUCUUGACAUUUGUGUUUGUAAAUAUGCCAUUUCCUAGCACAUCAGUAUCACUGUGUACAGUCAGCUGAAGUUUGGUUUUUACUUUGAUACUCUUUUGUCUUAUUACUGUUACACAGAAAAGUAGAAGAACUGUAACCUUUGUUCUCCUGAAGACAUUUAAAGUACGUUUUUAUGUUCUGAGCUUUAACGAUUGUAUGCUAGUUUUGUUUAACCAUGUUAUUAUUGCAUAUUAUCAGAGCAUUUCCCAUUGAAUUACCAUUUUCAAAAAAUAAAAAUCUUUGUUGUAAUUCUGUCAAAA
This is a messenger RNA of Ctenopharyngodon idella (grass carp), 2080 nucleotides long. RefSeq names its product chromobox homolog 1b (HP1 beta homolog Drosophila) (gene cbx1b). The coding region runs from base 379 to 990 and encodes 203 amino acids. Gene Ontology annotation, biological process: chromatin organization; negative regulation of transcription by RNA polymerase II. NCBI's taxonomy places the organism in Eukaryota, Metazoa, Chordata, Actinopteri, Cypriniformes, Xenocyprididae. Gene Ontology annotation, cellular component: nucleus; pericentric heterochromatin. Gene Ontology annotation, molecular function: chromatin binding. The transcript is spliced from 6 exons. The record is from RefSeq and is a predicted model, not a curated record.